This is a messenger RNA of Schistocerca gregaria, 1857 nucleotides long. RefSeq lists its product as uncharacterized. Lineage: Eukaryota; Metazoa; Arthropoda; Insecta; Orthoptera; Acrididae. The transcript has a single exon. The record is from RefSeq and is a predicted model, not a curated record. The coding region runs from base 1 to 1857 and encodes 618 amino acids.
AUGGCGGCAGGCCUGCUGCGAAGGAGACAGCGGCGGGCGACGGUGGGCGGCGUGGCAGGUGGGACUGUGUUGGCGGCGGGCUGCUCUGGCUCGGCCAGUGGCGAUGGCGGCAGGCCUGCUGCGAAGGAGACAGCGGCGGGCGACGGUGGGCGGCGCAGGCUCGGCCAGAGGCGAUGGCGGCAGGCCUGGCGCGUCGGAGACAGCGGCGGGCGACAGUGGGCGGCGCGGCAGCUGGGGAUGUGUUGGCAGCGGGCGGCGCUGGCUCGGCCAGUGGCGAUGGCAUCAGGUCUGGCGCGACGGAGACAGCGGCGAGCGACGGUGGGCGGCGCGGCAGCUUUGAAUGUGUUGGCGGCGAUCGGCUCUGGCUCGGCCAGUGGCGAUGGCGGCAGGCCUGCUGCGAAGGAGACAGCGGCGGGCGACGGUGGGCGGCGCUGGCUCGGCCAGAGGCGAUGGCGGCGGGUCUGGCGUGUCGGAGACAGCGGCGAGCGACGGUUUGAAGCGCGGCAGCUGGGACUGUGUUGGCGGCGGGCUGCUCUGGCUCGGCCAGUGGCGAUGGCGGCAGGCCUGCUGCGAAGGAGACAGCGGCGGGCGACGCUGGGCUGCGCUGGCUUCUCCAGAGGCGAUGGCGGCGGGUCUGGCGUGUCGGAGACAGCGGCGAGCGACGGUGGGCGGCGCGGCAGCUGGGAAUGUGUUGGCGGCGGGCGGCUCUGGCUCGGCCAGUGGCGAUGGCGGCAGGCCUGCUGCGAAGGAGACAGCGGCGGGCGACGGUGGGCGGCGCAGGCUCGGCCAGAGGCGAUGGCGGCGGGUCUGGCGUGUCGGAGACAGCGGCGAGCGACGGUGGGCGGCGCGGCAACUGGGGAUGUGUUGGCGGCGGGCUGCUCUGGCUCGGCCAGUGGCGAUGGCUGCAGGCCUGCUGCGAAUGAGACAGCGGCGGGCGACGGUGUGCGGCGCUGGCUCGGCCAGAGGCGAUGGCGGCGGGUCUGGCGUGUCGGAGACAGCGGCGAGCGACGGUGGGCGGCGCGGCAGCUGGGAAUGUGUUGGCGCCGGCGGCUCUGGCUGGGCCAGUGGCGAUGGCGGCAGGCCUCCUGCGAAGGAGACAGCGGCGGGCGACGGUGGGCGGCGCUGGCUCGGCCAGACGCGAUGGCGGCAGGCCUGGCGCGUCGGAGACAGCGGCGGGCGACAGUGGGCGGCGCGGCAGCUGGGGAUGUGUUGGCAGCGGGCGGCGCUGGCUCGGCCAGUGGCGAUGGCGGCAGGUCUGGCGCGUCGGAGGCAGCGGCGAGAGACGGUGGGCGGCGCGGCAGCUGGGAAUGUGUUGGCGGCGGGCGGCUCUGGCUCGGCCAGUGGCGAUGGCGACAGGCCUGCUGCGAAGGAGACAGUGGCGGGCGACGGUGGGCGGCGCGGCAGCUGGGACUGUGUUGGCGGCGGGCUGCUCUGGCUCGGCCAGUGGCGAUGGCGGCAGGCCUGCUGCGAAGGAGACAGCGGCGGGCGACGGUGGGCGGCGCUGGCUCGGCCAGAGGCGAUGGCGGCAGGCCUGGCGCGUCGGAGACAGCGGCGGGCGACAGUGGGCGGCUCGGCAGCUGGGGAUGUGUUGGCAGCGGGUGGCGCUGUCUCGGCCAGUGGCGAUGGCUGCAGGUCUGGCGUGUCGGAGACAGCGGCGAGCGACUGCGGGAGGCGCGGCAGCUGGGAAUGUGUUGGCGGCGGGCGGCUCUGGCUCGGCCAGUGGCGAUGGCGGCAGGACUGCUGCGAAGGAGACAGCAGCGGGCGACGGUGGGCGGCGCUGGCUCGGCCAGAGGCGAUGGCGGCGGGUCUGGCGUGUCGGAGACAGCGGCGAGCGACGGUUUGCGGCGCGGCAGCUGA